AUGCACGAUAGGCCAAGAGCAAAAUUUCCUGAUGAGGGCCUCCUUCAAGUCGAUUUCGCUGAAAAUUUCAUUUGCGAGGGGCAAGAUGAGAUAUUUCCAAGAGUUUUCGGAUACCUUAAAGAACAUGGGACAUUUUCCACUGUAAAACUAAAUGAGCACAACGAAAGGCGCCACCUAGAUCAGGAAAAUAAUAUCCUGAACAUGGUUACCAACAAUCCACAAAUUAGUACCAGACGAGUAAGCAAUGCGCUAAAUGUACCCCACGCUACAGUUUGGCGACGUCAAGUUCAAAGGCUAGAGGCUGGUGAUGGGGAGAGAAGAAUGACUUUUAGCAAAUGGGUAAUUCGAAAUCAAGGAAUAUUAAGAAAUUGUUUAUUUACGGAUGAGGCGGAAUUUACGAGGGACGGAGUGUACAAUAUAAGGAACAUGCAUGUCUGGGCAGGGGAAACCCAAGAGCUACACGAGAAGCUAAACUAA
Brassicogethes aeneus is the source of this 477-nucleotide messenger RNA. NCBI's taxonomy places the organism in Eukaryota, Metazoa, Arthropoda, Insecta, Coleoptera, Nitidulidae. The record is from the annotation of a GenBank genome assembly.